AAAGAGUCUCCCCUGAUACCUUUCAGUCCAUCUGUCAGAGUGUUUUGCGUAUGCACCGUCUCACCCCUCCUUCCUCCCUUCCUUCCUGACAUCUGCCUAUCCUGUAGUAAUCCCAGACCGCGUCUCUCCUCCCCUCAAUCUUCAACCUCUUAUAAACUUCCCACUUUCACUUCUCCGAGUACUUCUCUUUAACCUCCCCUCGCCUCCAAAUCUCAUGAGGGUGGGAGCUCAGAUGGGGCUCCUGGCGGCACUGGUCGCUCUGCUCUUCCUCUACACUCCAGUGCGUGGAGCUCAGGGGUGCAGUGGUUUUAGACACCUGGAGAACGGGCAGACGUUUUUCCGUUACGGAGGACUGCUGGUGAUCUUCCGCUGCCGUCCUGGCUACAAGCUCCAUGGAUACAAAACCAACAGCUGUGUGUCAGGACGCUGGUCCCGGGACACCCCGGUCUGUGUUGGCUCUGGCUGCUCCAGCCCGGGUCCACUCACCCACGGAUCCAUCAGCGUGAGCGAGGAUGGCUCCUGGUCGAUGUUCAGCUGUAAUACUGGCUUUCGGCUACACGGGCCCUCAAUGUUAUACUGUAAGGGCCACACCUGGAACAGCACAAAGCCUGUAUGCAAAGAAUCUGACAUGAUGAGCUCGAGCACACUGCAGAACCUCCAGGCUGCCGCAGCUCUGAAGACCCAACAACAAGCCCACUACGACACCCGCGCGAAUGCUGCCUCCAAGGAAGCGAACCUCAAAUUUGGCUCGAUGUCUCAUAUGCCAUCCCAGAUGUCCAGCGAUGAGAGAAUUAAAACAACUAACCCCAAAAUCCUCCUGCAGCAGCAUGUUCAGUUUCCUAGUCUUAAAACCAAAGGUGAGGCCCAGACGACUCACAAUGAGGCUCAGGAGGCGAACGUUGCUCCAGGAAGAGAAACAGGAACGGGAAAAGACGGCUCAGAGGGACGAGCUUCACAUGAGGAAGCAGAGAGGGUGGACGAAGUUACACAAACGUUUGACUCUAAAUCACAUCCAUCUUCCACCAUCUCAUCUGCCUUAUCAUUAGUUCCAGGAACCGAUCGAUCAACGACUACACCACCAUCAUUUUCAACAGCCCAUACACCUGCUGUCACCACUGCCUGGUAUACUGGUGGCAGACAUACUGUCCCACUUGUCUUUGGAUCAACGUCAUCACUCUCUGGCUCAACCCAGGAUGAUGUGACUCCCUCUGUAGUAGUAACAGACUCCUCACAAGGCCAAGGCGAAGACCAAGCGGCUGAAACUAAAUUCCUGUCUCCUUCCUUCUCUCCGUCUGGUUCAGGAGAUGACGAGGAGACCACAGAGACUUCAACCCACACUUCAUCUACUUCUGCUUAUUUCGUUUCCACCAGUUCUUCCUCGGCUGCUUCCUCUGUACUCUCCUUCUCGACUCCGCAUCCCUCCUUUUCUGAUGUGACUUCCGUCAGGACCGGCUCAGCCCAGUCCAAUACGAAACCCCAGCUGCCUCGUGUCUCCUCUCCCUCGAAUGCCUCCACCCCCUCUGAGCCCAGAUCUCACUGGACUGAUCAUCACAACAUUACGGUGAACGCCACCUCCAGACCCCCUCUGCUGCCUCUGAGCCUCGGCAGACGGCCCGUGUGCCCGUACCCACCUGUGCCUGCUCACGGGACCUUCUACUUCCGUAAUGUAGAGAAUCCAGGUCCCAGAGAGUACAGGCAUUACAUACAGUACGCCUGCUACCCAGGUUAUACGCUGGCUCAUGGAGAUGUGCACAGCUACUGCCAGCAGGGGGGGACCUGGAGCGGAGUCACACCCGUUUGUCGAGAGUUGACACCAUGUUCAGUUAACAACGGAGGCUGUUCCCAGCUGUGCUCUCACCACCAGCACUACGACCAGAGCUCCAGCCAGAACCAGACGAGGACCAGGUGCCACUGCAGACCUGGAUUCACUCUGCUGGAUGACGGAAGAACCUGUCGCGAUUUAGAUGAGUGUGUGGAGGGGCAGCAUCAGUGUCAGCAGAGGUGCAUCAACACGUUCGGCUCCUUUCAGUGCAGCUGUGAUGACGGAUAUCAACCAGCUCGCGAUCAGACCUCCUGCACAGAUGUGGACGAGUGCCUGCUGCCUGCCGCUGUAACAGGCUGCGUGUUCGGUUGUGUUAACACUCCCGGGAGCUUCCACUGCCAGUGUCCUGCUGGCUACAGCCUUCAGUCUGCAGACAGCCACUGCCAAGAUAUAGAUGAGUGUGCUGGUAAUCAGGGGCUCGGGCCAUGCGUCGAGCAGUGCCACAACUCACCGGGAUCCUACCGAUGCUCCUGCUCGUAUGGACACAUCUUAGCUGGAGACGGUCACAGCUGCAUCGCAGAGUGUCCACCUGGGUUCAGGAAGCAGCCAACAGCGACACCUGAGAAUUCAACUGCACAAGCUCUCAGGGAGGAGUGUGUAGAUAUAAAUGAGUGCCUGGAGGAAAAAUGUGAGUGGCAGUGUGUCAACCUGCCAGGCUCGCACCGCUGCAUAUGUCCCAAAGGAUACACACUCCAGAGAGACGGGCGACGCUGCAAGGACAUAAAUGAGUGCAGUCGGAAGAAUGGAGGAUGUUCCCACCACUGUGUGAACCAGAGAGGUGGACAUAAAUGUGCCUGUCCAGCAACCCAUCGCCUUUCCCCCUACAGCUGGAAAAAAUGUCUACCACGGACCACAGCGAACUCUGCUGGCUGAGACGGGAAAUGCCUCAAAUUGAAAAUCAAACUAAAAUAAGCUAAAGAUAAAUACUUGUGAAAUGAAUGGACCGAAACAUCAUACAUGUUGAAUGCUUGGCUCUGCAUUGGUGAAAAACCUGGUUGCUGAAAUGUCAAACUGGUAGAAAUGGCAGCUGAACUGCACUACCCAAAUAAGCUAAGAGUUGAAUCACAUCGCUAGAAAAGCUGGGAGCUGCAAAGUGAAAUGAUUUGCUAGAAUUGGAAGCUGAACUGCAUUACCUAAAUAAGCUAAGAGUUGAAUUACAUUGGUAGAAAAGCCGAAUGAAUUGUGCUGUGAAAUGAUUUGCUAGAAUUUGUGGCAGAACUGCUUUCCCUGCUGAAAAAAACAGCAUAGGCCAGCAUCAUGUGUUGUGUUUUGGUGCUGGUCUAUGCUGUUAUAGGAAGUUACAAGCAAAAAUGCAUGGCUAACAAAGCUGGGAGCUAAACUAGAAAACUGUUUUUCAUUUCGUGACAUUAAGACAUCAUGUAGUCCAUGCAGUCCUCAUUCUUCAUGUGCUUACAUUAACUACAAUCCAACUCAACCUCUGACAGUUUACACCGAAAAAACUUGUGUUAUGAUAGUAGCAGGCUAACAUAACCUCGACCUGCUAGUUUCAAGCAGACAGGAGCAGCGGGCUACAGAGGUCUGAUGACCUCUAUGUCAUUCUACAGUUAAUCAACUUCCUUCCUCGACAACUGCUGCCACUACGCUAUUUCCACCUUUGCUUCUGAGAGACAAACUUGUACACGAGAUUAUAGCAAACAAUAGCAGAUGGACUCCCAACCUAAGCUCGGUUAGUGUGAUUCAUAGAUAAAAUCACACAUUUCCUCUCUGACAUAUAGUCAACAGUAUGUUGACAAUGUCGUGUUUUUAUUGGGUUUCUGCAGAAACGAGAUAUUUUAAAUGUUUAUAUUUUAAUUUCAUUUUCUUUUUUUAAAAAAUUGAAUUUUGAAUUGUAUAAAGUAACGCACAUGAUGUUUCACUGUCGAAGAUUAUCUUUGUGAUGACAUGUGGAUAUGAGUAGAAACCAAUGAGGGGGCUGGAUAUUAACAUAAACACAUCAGUAUAUCUAACACUGUAAGCUAUGAGUAGAUAAUAAGUUAACCAUAAUGCGGAAUUUAUAUUGUUUGUUCUAAAGGAAAAUAAAUAAGAGACUUGAACUUGUAAA
This is a messenger RNA of Acanthopagrus latus (yellowfin seabream), 3884 nucleotides long. RefSeq names its product latent-transforming growth factor beta-binding protein 2. The coding region runs from base 215 to 2695 and encodes 826 amino acids. The transcript has 10 exons. Gene Ontology annotation, molecular function: calcium ion binding. Lineage: Eukaryota; Metazoa; Chordata; Actinopteri; Spariformes; Sparidae. The record is from RefSeq and is a predicted model, not a curated record.